Dreissena polymorpha is the source of this 1221-nucleotide messenger RNA. RefSeq names its product zinc finger protein 724-like. The record is from RefSeq and is a predicted model, not a curated record. The coding region runs from base 1 to 1221 and encodes 406 amino acids. Gene Ontology annotation, cellular component: nucleus. Lineage: Eukaryota; Metazoa; Mollusca; Bivalvia; Myida; Dreissenidae. Gene Ontology annotation, molecular function: protein binding; histone methyltransferase activity. The transcript has 8 exons.
AUGGCUAAUGCUCACAUAUUUAUGCCCCCCUUCAGAGUGAAGAAAGCUAAGACACCAGCAAAGGACAAGACUGAGAUCAGUCUUGGACAGAGAAAGAUAAGCAUUUAUACAAAACUGAAACCUCCAGAUGACGACAACUUGCUCUACUGUGUAGAAUGCAACAAGGAGUUUGAAGGGGACUGCCCUCUCCAUGGACUCUACAACUACAUACAGGACAAAGAGGUGGAGCUUUGUUUAUCUGUAACGCACACUCUUAAUGUGGUGCCAGAAGAGGACCCCUAUAGGUCUGACCAUACCCUGCCUGAAGACCUUGAAAUUAAAACCUCAACAAUAGUUGGAGCUGGUCUUGGAGUAUUUCCAAAAGUGGGACUGAAGUCCAGGAUCAUGUUUGGACCGUAUGAGGGCGAUAUCAUCACUGAUAACCAGAAGUCAGGAUAUCGCUGGCAGAUCUAUAAGGAAGGCAAAGCAAGCCAAUUUGUGGAUGCUCAAGACAAGGCCACGUCUAACUGGAUGAGAUAUGUGAACUGUGCAAUGACGGAGGCAGAUCAGAACCUUGUAGCAUUCCAGUACAAAGGAGGCAUCUAUUACUGCACAUUCAAGCCAGUUCCAUCAGGGGAGGAACUGCUAGUUUGGUAUGGAGAUGAACGCGCUAGAGAACUUGGCCUUGCAUGUAGCCAGAGGGGUACCUUGAAAAGACACAUGAGGAUACAUACAGGAGACAGACUGUACAAGUGUGAGAUAUGCGGUUAUGGAUGCAAGCAAAAGGGUAAUUUGAAGACACACAUGGUGAUACAUACAGGAGAAAAACUGUACAAGUGUGAGAGGGGUAACUUGAAGACACACGUGCGGAUACAUACAACAGAGAAACAAUACAAGUGUGGAAUGUGUGGUUUUGAAUGUUACCAUAAGGGUAACUUGAAGAAACACAUGAAAAUACAUGGAGAAAAACUGUACAAGUGUGAGGUUAACUUGAAGAAACACAUGGUAGUACAUACAGGAGAAAAACUGUACAGGUGUGAUGUGUGUGGUUAUGCAUAUAACCAGAAGAGUAACUUGAAGAAAUACAUGGUGGUACAUACAGGAGAAAAACUGAACAGGUGUGAGGUGUGUGGACAUUCAUUUACCCUGAGUAGUACCUUGAAGACACACAUGCGAAUACAUACAGGGGAUAAACUGUAUAAGUGUGAGGUGUGUGUGCAUUUAACCAAAAGGGUAGCUUGA